Bemisia tabaci is the source of this 8021-nucleotide messenger RNA. Its product is annotated as ribonucleoprotein PTB-binding 1. The record is from RefSeq and is a predicted model, not a curated record. Lineage: Eukaryota; Metazoa; Arthropoda; Insecta; Hemiptera; Aleyrodidae. Gene Ontology annotation, molecular function: mRNA binding. Gene Ontology annotation, cellular component: nucleus.
UUCUGACGACGCCUUUAGUUCAUUCAGUUUUUCAUUAUGUCUGCAGAACCAGACAACAUUUCGUUGGCGUGUUUUGGUGGUAACCUGUUGAAAAGUGAUGAUCACAAGUUUUGGGAUGAUUCCCAAAUCCUCGCCACGGCUAGCACGGAAGCCUUUUGGGAUGAUGAUGAACCAGAGGAGAAAAUCCGGAAGGAAAUUCUUCGAGCGAAGCAUCAGUUUCAUCUCAACAGACAGCUGCUGAUCAAGCAUCUUCCGAGAGAUGUCACAGAAGAGGAAAUCCGCGACAUGCUGUGCGACUUCCCGGUGCAGUGCGUGCACAUCCAGAACGGCGGGACCGGCUCGAAGGCGGCCAAAGUGAUCCUGGAGGACCCGGAGAUGCUGGAGGAGUGGGACCCGAACAAGAACUUCUUCCUGCGGGGCCAGAAGAUUCCCGUGAGCCCGGGCCCCACCGACGGCAUGCUCUGCGUCGCCCGACUCCCCCUCACCAUGACCGAGUCCCAGUUCACGGACCUCGUCCGCCCCUUCGGCGAGAUCAGGAGACAUUUCCUCAUGAUCAGCGAAAAGACCGGUGAAAGCAAAGGAUAUGGCUUUGUUGAAUACACUUCAAAAGACUCGGCUCUUCAAGCGAAGAGUUGUCUAGACGGAAAAUACUUAGAAGGCUGGAGUUUAGUCUGUGACUGGCUGGAUAGCCGCUUAUUAACCUUUGAAUCUCUUCAUUCAAAAUGCUUGUAUGUUGAUAAACUACCCAAAGACUUCAGGGAUAUGAGUGAAUUUCGAAAAGUAUUUUCCUCAGUUGUCAAUCCUCCGUAUUGUCAGAUCGCCUUAAAAAAUGGUUAUCCUCAAGAUUGGGGUCUUGUUGAGUACAGUAAUGCUGAAGAGGCCGAAGUAGCUCAAGUCUCCCUGAAUGGAUACGUUUUAAGAGGCCAGGCAAUUAGGAUUAGUUACUAUAUACCAGGAGUACAUGCGAUUAAUUUGUACUUAAAGCUUCUCAAUGAUACGUCAUCAAAAGGCAAAGGUGCUGGACUGUUACCAGAGCCAUCUUGUCAGACGAUUGUCCAGUCUCUGCAAAAUAUUUCAAAGCAAAAUCCAAUCUUCGCUCAAAACCUCCAAAGUAUUAUUCUAUCUCAAAUCCAAGCGACCCAGAAUGGAGGGUCAGAAACUGAAACUGUCAAGAAACCGACAGUGCCCACUGCAGGAACUAAUGGAACCGUUAAUCCAGCCAAAGGUGGUCCUCAGCGUAAUGGAACCAAUUCAACUAAUCCUAAUAGGUUCACUCCGACUAAUGGUGUUGACUCAAAUAAGACGCCCACACCAUCAUUACCCUCAGUUCCUCGGAAAAACGGCUCCACUCUUCCGCAGAAUAUUUCCUAUCUGAAACCCAAUCAGAAAAUUGGAUUAGCAUCUAAUCCAACACCACCGAAUGGCCCCAGCAGUGUCGUGAGCGUAAGUCCGCCAGUCGGUGAAAUCGCUCCUCAUACAUUAUCUGUUACGACGACAACUGAUGCCGAGAGUCAGGUUAAUCUUUGGAAUGGCUUAUUGCGUCAGAUGCCACCCCACACGGCGAGUUUCCCUCCGCCACCUUUGGUGCAAGAUGCACCAAGAGCAGCGUAUCCAAUGGCUCCUCCGCAAUCAAGUUUCGUACCAGAUCUUGCCGCUAAUUUGCCCCUAGAGGUUCAACAGAACCUCAUGAAUGUGAUAACCAACCCCCAGUCCCUGAACCAGCUUUUGACAUCUCUACGAAGUAUGGGUCAGAGCUAUCCCGGGACACCUCCCCCACCUGCAGUUCCUUUCCAAUUCUCCUCGUCGGAUACGACGUGGUCAGCUCCUCAAACUCUACAACCCCAAACUCUUCUACCCACUUCUAUUUCUGUCCCUGUGGCUCACAGUCAAAGCCUCUUUCCCUCAUGGGGAGCCUCCCCUACCUUCUUAUCCUCACCAAGCCCUCAAUCUUUAUUCUCCCCCUUUGGAGCCCCCGGUUUAAUCUGGUCUCAGCCAGCGACCGUCCUUGCAUCACCCCCACCACCUCAGCUGUCCACGCCUAUCGGUCAGAAGAGGCGUUUUCUACCAUCGCCUGAACCGAGUCCAGAAGGUAACUACAUUGGUCAGCAUUCACAGGGCAUUGGUGGACACUACGCUGACUCUUACUUUAAGAGGAAGAAGAAGAACUGAGGCGGAAGCUACUUACUUUUUACCUCAUUGUGAUUUGUGCAUAGUGAUCUCCUAACUUAUUUUUCCUGCGGAAAAACAUUACGAUCUGUCAUCAGAAUGAAGAUCAGUGCUGUACAGUAGUCUUAAUCACCCGGUACUAAAUAUUGUAUAAACUAUGUGCAAAAGAGCGCCUUUUGCAAAAAAUUCACAUUUUGAUCAAUAAUGUGGUACAAUUCUGGAAUCAAACACAAACCAGAUUUCUCUUCAUUGUUAUCUUGAGUAUGAAUCGAGCGUUUAUAAAAAUGUACACCAAAGUAUUUCAGCGAAAGUCGCUUGCUGGAAACUCUUCCUCACUCAUUUGUGUCUUCAGAUAUCCAUGUAGCCUUUUCUUAGUACAAAAUCAGCGUAAAAAUUGUUAUAAGCGUUUUCUUCUAACUUUGUAAAUUCUCAAAUAACUGAGGCAUACAUUUUUAAAGUCACAAUUUCCUAGAAAAUCUAAUGUAACUCAUCACAAAUUUACAUUUUUUAUAAUUUCAUCUUGUAGAGAGUGGUCGAAAAAAGCAGGUCAUUUAUCUCUAUGUUAUUUAUCUCUAUGUUCUUGAGCAUUGCUGCAAUGACUAAAUCAUUUGCAGUAAUUGUGAACAAUGUCUUCUCAUCCUGAAUUUUGCAAUCGUUAAUUGAACUCAGUACGUAUGCAGAACGUUUUUUGUAUGUUCAAGAACGAAUGAAAGAGGAAUGAGUGGUAUUUUACAAUGUCUCAUUUCAACUCAUUGAUUUGCUCUACUGUUCUUCAGUAACCCAAUGUGUAAAGAUCUUUAUCAAUGUAGUUUUCCUAAAAUCUUUUGUAAAAUAUCAUUUGAAUCAACGCUGCCCUUACUUUGUGGCUCACUGACUGAGUUUAAUUGUGAUACUGUAGCUCUGCUCCUCAACGUUAGUUCUUCAAUUGACUCAUAAAUUUAAGUUUUUCAUUUUCAGUUGACGAAUGAAUUGAACAUAGUUCCUUUUUGUUUUUAGGAAUUCUAUUUUAGCUGUAAAUUUAUUUUGUCCUUUCACGAAAGACUAAUAAGUCUGUUAGAUUAUUGUUUCUUUUCAACGCUGUCCUUUUUAAUUUUCUCUCUUAAUAUUUCUGUCUUUUAUUUUUCAUUUUUUCUUUUUUUUAAAAAAAAAAAAUCAAUGGCCUCUUACCAAACACUUGGUUUUACAAGUGGGUAUCGUCCCUUUUUUAUUAUCUUUAUGAAUGCCUGUAUCACAAUUUAUUGUAGGCACUAUUUUUUUAUUAUCAUUUUUUUUCUUUUUGAUGUGAAGAAAUAUCAAUUUUGUUCUGAAAAUCCUUAGACUUGUUAGCUAUUUUUUGUUACUUUAGAUUUGUUAAAGAAAUAUCCUCGGUAAUACUCAAAAAUUUUCUCGCUUUAUUUUUAUUUAUUCAUUUUUUUUUUUUCGUGUACAGUAGCUCCUUUACUAAGGAUUUUGUUGAUCAUAUAGACAUACUGUAAAAGUUAUCCCCAGUACAAGUUUCCUUUCGGUUCAAUGUAACCUCUUAAAUCUCACAUUAAAAAAAGAAUAUUAUAUUUCAUUUUGACCAGACAUUUAUCAUCACGCUUUGUAAAUUAGAGUUCAAAAUACUUAAACUCUCUAUGUCCUUGCUUUAAAUGUAACAACUAUAAAAUACCAUUUCAUAUAGUAACGAAACUUGAAUGAACAACCUCCCGGAUAUUUUUGAGAUUUUUUUGCUCGGGCAUUUUGCGUUAUGUUAAAUAAAAAUAUGCUAACUUACUGUGUUGAAGAACCAGGGUACUUUUUCCUACCCUUAAAUCAAGCUCAACUAAUCAGAAAGCCAGCUUUCAGCAUUGCAUUAAUUUCCCACCUGCCUUAUUUAUUACAGACAACAUUUAAUGGGUACUUAAUAGUCAUUUUCCCUAUUUUAUCUCCAUUGUAGUAGGAAAUAUCUAGGUGAAAUAUUUUAUGGACUGAAUAUAAUCGUAAAGCCUCAGAAUCUCAGUGUCUAUUAAUCGAUAUGUUAUUUCAGUAGGAACCCUUAUUUUAUUUAAUUUAUUUCUAGUGCGUUGAUUCCGUUGAAUCAAGCUCUUCAUCUCACCUUUUUAGUGGAGCAGCAGCAUUUUCGCUGCCUUAAUACCGGAAACGAAAUUUUUUUAUUUUAAUUUGCUCUAUUUUGGUGUAUCUCUCUCAUCAUUGUUUGACUUUUUCGAGAUCUUCAUUUUGCACAACGUAGAUUGUACAAAGUUUUGGAACUCAAUUUGAAUAAAGAGCUUAUUUUUAAAAUCAGCUUUGCACAGUCCUAUGAAACAAAUAAUCAAUGGUAUGUAGUAAAUUCCCAAUGAGCUCUGGUUCCUUUUUGCAAAGUGCUGUCUAAUUUUUUACUUGUUGAUAAUGAAACUUGCUGUUGAUGUGUUUAUAAAUGUGGCCCUUAACUGCUGUUAUGAUUUUUAUUCAUUUCCGCUGAAUUCUUAUUCAUGUAUGUUGAAAGAUGUGUUUUGCAGUUACGUAUUGUCACAGCUCUUUCAGUCAAAGUUAAAAAACUAAAUCCUGUCCGACUCGCUUUUACAGCGGAAGCAGAACUAUUUGCUCAAUGAAUUUCCAUAAUACUCUAUCUCCAAAUAGUUACCAUAAAAAGUAACAAGCUUUAAGAAACCCCUUGUUUCACUCUGAAGAGCUUGCAAUAGUAUUCAAUUUGAUCAUCACAUAGCAAAUCCAAAGUUCGCUUUUGAAAGAGCUCAACCCUACUUUAUUAAAAUUAAACUUUUAUUGAAAAUAAUACCGCUAAACUUUUCUCAUUAAUGACACCCAUGGUUUAUAUGAAAGCUGCCAAUAGAUUUAUGCAGUGUAGAGGGCAGUUACUUUCUCUUUUUUCUUCUUUAAAUGUAAACUUUAUUUCGGUGCUUACUGUAUUAGACCUGUGAAAUUUUUAAUUAUUUGGUCUUGCGUAUUAACACAUCUCCUUUUUGCUUGCAUCUCUUAAGUGACUCAAUUUUUUAACUAUGAAGAGGGCCCAUUCCUUUUGUCCUCAAAUGCUCAGUAACAGUUAUGAUGAUUGACGAGGAAAGAUCAAGUCCAUACCAUUUGCGAGCAUCUUGCAAGAGAAACCUUUUUCUUAUUCUCAUUAAAUUUUUCCCCGAAUUUUGAAAAUGAUCUUGCAACAUUAUUGGUACCUAUAUAAAAAAGUAACCAGAGACAAUGCCACCAACAUUUUAAAUUUUGGUUUUUGUUAGCCCUGACCAACUUUAUGUAUUUUUUUAAAAUUAAAUUUAAUAUUAGAGAUUCCCAUUGUUGAAAAAUUCGAUUUUCUUUCUAAAAUAAGCUGGUAUUAGACUUAAGCUUUACUUAAAUUACCAAAAAAUUGUUGUUAGCCUCAUGCAUUCUUCGCUUUGUUGAUUUAUGAGAACUUAAAGUGACUUGCAAGCAACCUUGAAAAAUUGAGGUCAUGACCAUUUAAUACCUGUAACUCUAGAGUGAAUUAGUGGCUCCUCAAAGAAGUAUCAAAAUCUUUUCUCUUUCAAACUAAAUCACAAUAUAUCAAGUCAUGUUUUUCUCACUACCAGUGGUCAGCAAAUUUUCGAGGGCCAGAGAUACGUAGGUCAUACAUACUUAAGAGAUCCUUCGGUCUGACCUCUCAACUUGUCAAGUGUUCAAGUUUCCUGUUGGCUGACAAGUAAACUUGUUUUUAAGAAUAGUUAUAGUAGAAAAAUUCACAUUAAGUGUACUUCCCAUUAUGAAUGUAUUAGUAUGAUAGACUAAAUUGCUGCAUUGUGGAACAAGGAAGCUCCGCAAGGAAAAUCAUCAGAUUAUAAUUCUGUUACAUCGUUUUUCGUAUUUUAUCAUUUUUGUAUUUGAACUUGGACUCUGAAAAAUCUUUACCUCCCUCAAUGAAAAUUUUUCAAUUAAGUCUUAAAAGAUCUCAAGAAAAUUUCAUUGAUUGUAAAGACACUAUGGAAUUUCCUGCUUCUCCUUUGUCUGAUCAAAGUGCUAAGUUUUAAUGUAAUUUGUUGACUUAUUUGUUCAAAUUGCCUUAUUUUUCAUAACUUGUUGUAGAGUUAUUAAUAAAUUUUAUUUUAUUGUGUUUUCGUAAAAAAAAAAAAAUAUGUUCUCCGAGCUUUUUACAUCAAUUGUUAACGAUUCAAGUCUUUCUUUUUCUCUCUUUUUAUCUUUUCUAAGUUAUGUCUCUGAAGGAUUCUUCCUCUGUUUGCUAAUAUAAUUUAAUUUUGUCGAUCAGAGCAAAUUGAGCCCUUGGAACAGUUAGCUUCAAAUCGUAAUGCCGGAGGCUUUCCCUUUCUUCUUCUCUCAACUUUGAUUUUUCCUUAAAUAUUAUCAUACAAUUUCUUUUCUCUUUUCAGUAAUUUAAUUUUAAGUAUUUCAUUUCUGUAUCUGUUUUAUGUUCUAAAGACUGAGGCUUUUUUGUUUACUAAGAUCAAACUUAGUAGAUUUUCUUACAAGUCUCUCCAACAUUCUCUGAUCACUUUUCAAUACUCACCUUUUAUAUGUGUAAGAUGUCUCUUUUUGGGUUAAAAACUUCAACUUAAUGCUCUUCAGCUAUGAAUCAAUUCAUACUUCUUUUUAUUUUAUCUUCUCCAGUGUGUCUCAUGUUUUUAAAAUGAAUGCGCCAUCAUAAUUUCUCUAGUCCGUUUUCCUUAAUAUUUUUUCCCCUCUGGUCACAAGAACAAUUUUUAUCAAUGAGGUAGAUCUGCUCUAAGUUUCUAAAAUACAAAAAAAUCGUCUAUUUCAAGCAUAAUCUUAUGCAAGUACUUCAUUUUAUUUCAUCACAAUACGAUGAUGCAAGAGAUUCUGUCCGUUUAAACAGUCUCUUUUUUUUUUAUUUUAUGUUUUUAUUGUGAACACUCUUUAUUACGGCAAAUUCAUUAACUCGAUUAUUUGAUGAGACACUUUUUUCUGUGAAGAACUAUUUGAUUUUGAGAAAUUUCUUCUACUUUCUUGUGACUAAAACCAGGCAACAGUUAAUGUUGACUUAUUCAGUAGUGUUUUUUGUCGACCGCUUUGGAGCCGUGCAUCAAAUACGUAACGCUGAAAUGAGGACUUUUUCCCCCCUCCUCAUCAUAAUUGCAGCCUGUAACAUGGGUUUGCGACACCCAUAAAAAUUAUGUAACGCUCUGUUUGACUCUCACUCAAAUUAGCGUUUUGUGAUGAAUUAUGGAUGGAAAAUUACCACUUCAAGUUGAUUUUUCACUUUAGUUUUUUUUUAAUAAUCGGCGCCUCGCUCCCAUUUUAGCAGUACAUAAUGCUGCCCCCUUUUUCCCCAUGAUGCACUAGUAAUGCGUGCUUGGACCCGCCAUUUGUGUUAUGUAUUUUAUGAACGGCCCCGGCCCCUCUGGUAAAAACUUCCAAAAUCUUGUCUUCUGAAAAGUUGGAAAUUCACUUCAUUGUUAACUGGGUUUAACCUCAUAAAAAUUUUAUGUUCGUUUCCCAUUUUUGAAGUUGAGAUUUCCGCAUUCAACUGUUCUUUUUGCGGUUUGAUCUUCUUGAACAAAAGCCCUUCGAAACUUUUAUUCAUUGUGUAUUGACAUAUUUUUCUUCUGUGUUUGUAUCUUUCUAGUUAUUAAGUUCAUUCAAUGCGAAACGCAUUUGUAUACAUAUAGCUUAACCCAUUGAGUUCUACUAGAAUUUUUAGUCUCUUAUGAUUUGCAAAAGCCUUCAUUUUUCUUUGAUUUUAAUUCUCCUUUUUAAUUGUGAACUUUUCAUUUUCGAGCAAUGUUUUCAUUUUUCCUUAGAUGUUAAGGUCUUAUUUUAUAUAUUUUUUUAAUUAUUUACUCAAUUUCUUUGUAAACUCUUUCUCCGACAACUUUUAUGAAUGUGCAUCUAUCAUUUUAUUUUUCGGAUUAUACAUGCCACUUUAUCAUAUUUUA